Molecule: messenger RNA, 4008 nt
Organism: Anopheles coluzzii
Lineage: Eukaryota; Metazoa; Arthropoda; Insecta; Diptera; Culicidae
Exons: 4
Coding region: 305-3553 (1082 amino acids)
Source: RefSeq, a predicted model, not a curated record
GAGUACAGUUUAAGUAAUUCUCUGAAUAUGAGACUGUAGUUUUUUUCCUUACUAAAGCAUUCCAAAAUCCGAAGAACUUUUUCCCAUAAUCUUUAAAUCAUUGCCAAUCCUGCACGAUAAGAUAUAUCGCCCCGUUCGUAUUGCAACACUCGUAUUUUGUAAGGAAGCAUUUGUCUUUGUCACACCUUCUGCCUGGUUCUGAUCGGACCUCGGACUAGUUGCUCUCGAUACGCCGGUUUAACAGCACACAACGGCAAUCGUCUUGAACAGUGCCCGGGUUAGUUGAGUGAAAGAAAAGGUGGAAAUGGUGCUUGAAUCGCAAGAGCAAGUAACAAUUCCGGAAGAAGCAGCAAUCGACAAAACGGUGACUGACAAUCAUGUGACGCAACCGAACGUGAGUGAAGUAACGAGGGAUGCCGCCGCACGUGAGCUUCCUGCAUUCUUUUACACGGCCAUGGAGCAAGUGGCUCGCGAUGAAGGAUUCACCGCCGGGCAGUACACAAUCGAUACGGAGGAUGGGUCGAGCAAAGGUGACGGGUUUAUCGGAGAACUGUUCCGAGCCUACCUUACGGAGGGUGAUCGACGGGAGGCGUACCUGUGCAAGAUACCCCCGCUAAACGAAGCACGCCGUCAGCAGUUUGAAACGAUGGAGAUCUUCGAGCGAGAGGUACUGAUGUACAACAAGCUCCUUCCGCUCAUGUUCACUUACCAAGAGGCAAAGGGAGUGAGCCGUGGGGAUGGAUUUUUCAGCAUCCCGAAGUGUUACCACGCGCACUACGAUGGCCAGUCGGCGGAAGCGAUCAUUGUGAUGGAAGAUUUGCGCCUGAACCACUACAGUAUGUUUAACAAGGACAAGCCGGUAGACUACGAGCACGCCCGGCUAACGAUGGAGCAGCUGGGCCGAUACCAUGCGAUAUCGUUGGCGAUGAAGCACGACCGGCCCGAGCAGUUUGAACAGUUCAAGAUGCUGGAUUCGAUGAAGGAGAGUAUGGGUCCGGAACAUCCAUUCAUCGUUAUGCUACAGAAAACGACACGCGAUGCGAUGGAAACGCUCGAGCCGCAUGAAGCGAGGGAGCGAAACAAGAUGCAAAAACUGCUCAACGGCAUGCUGGCCGAUGUGGACCGAUACGCCAACUUUGAACUGGCAGAACCGUACGCGGUACUCGGGCAUGGUGACUGCUGGAUCAAUAACAUGAUGUACCGGUAUAAGAACGGAACACCGGAGCACAUUGUUCUGCUGGACUGGCAGGUGGCCCGGUACUGCUCGCCCAUACUCGACCUGGCGUACUUUAUCUUCUGCUGUACGGAUGAGGAAUUUCGACGCCGGCACUACGACGAGAUGAUGAGCAUCUACUACAACUCGCUCGCAACGCUGCUCGAAAAGCUCGGCCACAGCCCGCAGGAAGUGUUCCCGCGGACCGCUUUUCUGCGUCAGCUGCGGCAGUACGGUCGGUUCGGUUUGAUGCUGGCCGUGUUUCUCGUGCCGAUGUUGUGUACGCGCAACGAGGAUCUGCCCGACAUGAACGCGACGGCUGAAAUGUUCCGCGACACGGAUAACGUUGAUAUCGCUAUCUACACGAAGCACACAAAUCAGAGCGCUUACCGUAAGCGCAUGAGGGCGGUGAUACGGGAUACCGUGCGAUAUGGCUACAUUCCGUAUAGGUGUGAGAAAGUAUAUCGCAAGAUGGCAGGGGAACACAAUACGGAAUCCGGUGCGGAACAGCCCGUAGUUUCCGAGCGAGCAACAGCAGCUACACCGACGGAGGCAUCAGUUGAAAAGUCGUCCGAUGCUGUUGAUACUGCCGUGGAAAUAGUUGAGGAAAAGAAGGUUGAUCAGCAGCAGGAAACAGUGCAGCAGGAGUUAAUUGCUGACGUAGUUGAGGAGGAGAAGCCUGAACAGCAGCAGGAAUCAGUGCAAGAUCAUGUACGGGAAGAAAAUAUUGCUGAGGUAGUUGAGGAGAAGCAGCCUGAACAACAACAGGAAACAGUGCAGGAUGCAGUACGGGAAGCAUCGGUGGAAAAAGUGCUGGUGGAUGGUGAAAUGAUGGAGGAAACCAGUGCAGCAGUGCAACAAAUAGUGGAAGAACCGCACCACGAAGACUCGUCGGACGUAUCCGUAAAGGAGGAAGCGGUAGCUGAUGUAUCUGCAGUUACGGAACAGACAGAGGCAGUGGAAAAUAACGUGACGUCCGAGCAAGCAAACAGUGAACUGGAGAAAACUGCUUUAUUAAAUGGUGAAACAGACGCUGCCGAGCAUCCUGUUGCCAGUGAAGAAAGCUCUACCGCUCCAACAGUAGUCGCUGAUGUUGCCACUAGCUCUGGUGAGCUUCCCCAGUAUCUGUACAAUGCCAUGGAACAGGUGGCAAUAGAGCAGGGCUUUACGGCGGGCAAGUUCAAGAUUGAGUUUGACGUCGGGUCCAACAAGGGCGAUGGUUUCGUGGGACAAAUGUUCAAAGCUUUCCUGCAAGAGGGCGAACGACGGGAGGUGUAUCUGUGCAAGAUUCCACCGCUGAACGAGGCACGCCGUCAGCAGUUCCAAUCGAUGACUAUCUUUAGCCGCGAAACGCUUGCUUACAAGAGUCUGCUACCGCUGAUAUUCACCUACCAGGAGGAGAAAGGCAUCAGUCGGGAGGAUGGGUUCUUCAACGUGCCGAAAUGUUACUAUGCCGAGUGUGACGAAACCACCGAACAGUCGGUCAUCAUCAUGGAGGAUCUGCGGCUGAAGGACUAUCGCAUGUGGAAUAAGCUGGUGCCCGUGAACUACGAACACGCGCGGCUAACUAUGCAGCAGUUGGGUCGACUGCAUGCCGUAUCGCUUGCGAUGAAGCGUGACCGGCCGGCCGAUUUCGAGCAGUUUAAGGUGCCGGACCCGCUGGAGGUGAUGAUGCCGGAAGGUAGUCCGUUCGAGGCGAUGAUGAUUAAAAUGCUCACCGAUGCGAAGGAAACGCUUGAACCGCACGAAACCAAGGAGCGGACGAAAAUGCAGAAGCUGAUUGACAAUAUGCGGCAGGAGAUGAAAUCCUGUACGGAUGGUGCGCUGGCGGAACCCUAUGCCGUGCUCGGUCACGGUGACUGUUGGGUGAACAACUUUAUGUUUCACUAUAAGAACGGCGCCCCAGAGCAUGUAAUUCUGCUCGACUGGCAGAUCACGCGGUACGUCUCGCCGGUGACGGACCUGUCGUACUUCAUCUUCUGCUGCACGGACGGAGAGUUCCGGCGGCGGCACUACGACGAGAUGAUGAGCAUCUACUACAACUCGCUGGAAGCACUGCUCGAAAAGCUUGGCCACAACCCGCAGGAAGUGUUCCCGCGGACGGCCCUGAUGCGUCAGCUGCGGCGCUUCGGCCGGUUCGGCAUACUGAUGGCCAUCUUCCUGGUGCCCAUGCUGUGCACGCGUAACGAAGAUCUGCCCGAUAUGGACGAGGCGGCCGAAAAGUAUCGCGAAACGAAUGAGAUGGAUUUGAACGCGAUGACGCUGAAUGCGAAUCAGAGGGCGUACCGGGAGCGCAUGAGCUCGGCGAUACGGGACAUGGUGCAAUAUGGCUACCUGUAAGCUCUCGGGGGCAUCGGCGCAUCUGGCCACCUCCAAUGGAAUUUGCGAUAACAUUGCGAUAUGUGUACGCGUGACGUGUUCAUCGCACAAGGUGUACAGGCAAUGGUGGGAAGGCUCGAAAGUGUGCACGAGCUUAGCAAGAGUCGGUGUACUUUUAGAUUUAGGAAAACCCCCUCGCUGGAAAGCUUUCUGAGAGACACAUGCAGAGGAUGCAAAUACAGUUGUUUGCUGUACGCAAAUAAAAACACACCAGUAGAUCAUUUAUGGAGACAAACGGAGAAUGAAAACUGAAAAAUAAUUGUAAAUUUAUUCCCACCUGCCCGUGUAUAUGACGCUUAAUGUCGAUAAAACGUACCGUGCCGAUAAGCCUCUUCUUAUCGUGUGUGUGGAGUUAUCUUAUCUUAAAUUGUUUUUAAAUAAACUUGACACCUGUACCCACCUGUGUACAUCCCGUA